Messenger RNA from Cornus florida, 948 nucleotides. Its product is annotated as cysteine-rich receptor-like protein kinase 10. Gene Ontology annotation, molecular function: protein kinase activity; ATP binding. The record is from RefSeq and is a predicted model, not a curated record. Gene Ontology annotation, biological process: protein phosphorylation. Lineage: Eukaryota; Viridiplantae; Streptophyta; Magnoliopsida; Cornales; Cornaceae.
AUGAAAUUUCAGAUAAAAUAUUCAAUUAUUGGUUAUCAUUACAACAAAUAUACACAGGGUACACUUCCUAACGGACAAGAGAUAGCUGUGAAGAGGUUGUCCAAAAGCUCCGGACAAGGUGCACAAGAAUUUAAGAAUGAGGUUGUAUUAGUAGCCAAGCUUCAACACAGAAAUCUAGUGAGACUACUAGGAUUCUGCUUGGAAGGAGAAGAAAAGUUACUUAUUUAUGAAUUCGUCCCCAACAAAAGCCUUAACUAUUUCUUAUUUGAUCUGGUGAAACAAGUUCAGUUGGAUUGCCCAACAUGUUACAAAAUUAUAGGUGGCAUAGCGCGUGGAAUUCUUUAUCUUCAUGAAGAUUCUCGACUUAGAAUUAUAUAUCGUGAUCUCAAAGCUAGCAAUAUACUUUUAGAUGAAAAUACGAAAGCAAAAAUUUCAGAUUUUGGCAUGGCGAAGAUUUUCGGCGUGGAUCAAACUCGAGGAAAUACAAGUAGAAUUAUUGGGACAUUAGGUUACAUGUCUCCCGAGUAUGCAUUGCAUGGAAAAUUCUCUGUUAAAUCUGACGUGUUCAGUUUUGGAGUUCUAAUUCUAGAGAUCGUAAGUGGAAAAAAAAAAAGUACUUUCCAUCAAUCAGAUGGUGACGAGGACCUGCUGUGCUGUGCUUAGAAACAUUGGAGAGAUGGAACACCAAUGGAAUUGAUGGAUCCAACUCUGGUCAAUUCUCAUUCAAGAAAAGAAGUCAUUAGAUGCAUCAAUAUUGGCUUAUUGUGUGUUCAAGAUGAUUUGGAUGCCAGGUCCUCCAUGGCAACUGUGGUUCAUAUGCUCAACACUUUUUCUGUUACUCAACAAAUGCCUCAACAUCCUCCAUUCUUUGCGCACAGCAGAACCGAGUCCAACGCACGAAAAGAGCUGGAAUCUGGUAGAUCUACAAGUCAAUCCAAUAGUCUUUAA